This is a messenger RNA of Patella vulgata (common limpet), 2304 nucleotides long. RefSeq names its product macrophage mannose receptor 1. The record is from RefSeq and is a predicted model, not a curated record. Gene Ontology annotation, molecular function: signaling receptor activity. NCBI's taxonomy places the organism in Eukaryota, Metazoa, Mollusca, Gastropoda, Patellidae. The transcript is spliced from 12 exons. Bases 168 to 1667 code for a protein of 499 amino acids.
UUGUACAGACAGUUAAACCGUUUGGUGUGGAUGGUUGGUGGACAGAUUUAACUGAAGUCAAUCACCCUGGUAUAUGGACAUGGGGUGAUAAUGAAGAGGUAUUCAAUGAUGCUUUGAUCUGGAACCAGGAACCAGAUGACACUAGGCAUGUAGAAAAUUGUGUUUCUAUGUCAUAUGAAGGAAAGAUUAGUGAUGAGAUGUGUUGGCAGAAAUUAGGAUACAUCUGUUCUUAUGCUUUACCUUCAAAUGGAAAUUGUGCUGAUGGUUGGCUAAACUCUGCUACUAAAUGUUAUUAUAUCAGUGCUACGGAUGACUCCUUUAAUGUGCUGACCUGGAUGGACGCCCUGGGUAAAUGUAUGACAAUGGUGACUGGACAAACCCCAACUCUUGUCAGUUUCAACUCAAAACAAGAAUACCAAUUAAUAAGUCAGUAUUUGGAGGUAGCUCAAGUUAGAGAUAUGAACUGGUGGAUUGGCUUAAACGAUCAGAAUGCAGAAGGAAAUUAUGUAUGGACAGAUGGACCAGCUGAUUUAUCUUUCAUGGUUUGGGAUAAGGCUCCCAGUAAGUUGGCACUAAAUGAAAAAUGUGGUGUUGUACAUGGUAAUGGUAAAAUGUCGUAUGGUAAAUGUAGCAAAGAUCUGAAUUAUUAUAUCUGUAAGCUCAAACUCAAUAAUGAUAAUCUAAUGAUAUAUGAGGAACUGGGUUGUACUGGUCUUUGGACUAGAGCUGGACAUAAGUGUUACUAUUUUGUACCAGGAAAAAAAGUUGUUAGGGCUGAUGCCAGAAACAAAUGUCAACAAUCGGGUGGAGAUCUCUCUAAGAUAGAAUCUUUGGAUGAAAUGUAUUGGAUAACACUACAGACGUUCACAAUGGAAGUCAAUCAUGUGUGGACUGGUUUGUCUAGAAAAUCUAAGGGGGCUGACUCAUGGUCAUGGGCGGACGGUUCAGAUAUAAAUACAGAAUAUAUUAAAUGGAAUCAGGAACCUAAUGAUUAUUUAGGUACAGAAGAUUGUGCUGCUAUUAGUAUGGAUGGUGUUUAUAAUGACAUGUCGUGUUCUAAUAAAGCUGGUUUUAUUUGUCAGAUGACGUCAGUUAAUCGACCGUGUCCAUCUACUUGGAUAAUGCCAGAUGGUGAAGGUAGUACUUGUUUUUAUAUCAGUGAUACUGAUGAUAAUGUCACUACUACAUGGGAUGCUGCUAAAGAUAAAUGUAGUCAAUUAGCAGGCGGUGGAGACAGUACUUUAUUUGCCCCUCAAAGUGGGGAAGAUUAUGCAUUUGUAACACAGCAGUUGAUGUCUCGUCCACCGGACCCUACUGGUUGGUGGACUGAUCUUACUGAUUCACAGGUUGAAGGAUUAUGGGUAUACUCUACAUCAUAUUAUGGACCACCAGAUAGAUCUCUUAUAGUAUGGCGAGGUGAACCGAAUGAUUUUGGUGGAACAGAAGAUUGUGCUGUAAUGUAUUAUGGUGGACGAUAUAAUGACGUAGAUUGUUCGGCUAAAUCUAAUAUACUAUGUGAAAAACCGGCCACACCAUUUCCAACCACUAGCAAUGGUAACACAUUGAAGGCGUUUCAGCAUGUAUCACUGAUAACUACCAUGUUCAUUGUUCUGAUUCAACAAGAAUUACUGCCCAUCUGUCUCGUUAACGAUGCAUUACAGAGCUAAAUCUGUCUGUUCUUUCGUUUAUUUGGACAUUUAUUUACAUGCCAAGCCUACAAUCAACUCUGGGAUGGCCGAUAUUUAAAUGGAUUGAAACACGAUCGCCAUUUAAUGAUUUAAUUUAAAUGGUGAAUCUAGGCUUAGUUUCGAUUAACAAGUAACGUUGCUACGGCAAUAAACAAUCUAUGGCACAGCUUGUCAAAACUUCAAUCAGUGAUAAAGUAAUUUGAAUGAAAUUUUCGAUAUAUUAAUUUUGCAUUAUGUGUUUUUGAACUAUUAAAGCAAGAACGGCCAUCUCUGUAUCUAAAUCUUAGAUAAUGCAUCCUUAAAUAGGGGAUAUACGUAAUUUAUCUUUUUCGAAAUUAUUGUAAAUAUCUCAAAUUUAGAAAAGUAUUUGUUUGUGUAUUUUUUAUUUAUAUAAAAAGAAUUUGUUUAUUGUAAUUUCUAACCUAUUGAAAAAGUUUAAACAUGUGAUGGAAGCCGUUGGAAGUAAAAAAAAAAUGUUAUAUUUAUUCGGUCUUUCUUACCCAAUUAGUUUACAUUUUUCUGUUAUUUCAGUCUACCUCAAGCCCUUAACUUAACCCCCCCCCCCCACACACACACACUCAACACCCCCAAAUUUCUCACAUGGACACAAUCUGCG